CUUGCAUCGCUGCUGUUUGGUUCGUCGUUGGUUCGUGAGGCUGCUGGAAUAUUGUUUACUGAAGAUCGGUGUCCGGCAGAGUUGUACUUUGUUUAUUUGAAAUUCGAAUUGGUCUCUGCCAAAUACAUACACACACUAUGCGUAGUGCGCGUCUUUGGAAUCUUAAGCGAGUCUCGCUGUUGUUUAGCGCUGUCCUCGUGCUGUACGUCUUUGUUUUCUCCGGUGGCUAUCAGAAAUAUCAAAUAGACGGCGUUAUCGGCAAUACGGGACCGGAAAGGGUUUGGGAAUAUGUGGCGGACUUUAACAAAAUGCGCCUGCUGAAUCCCACAAUCAUCAAUUUUAAGAUUCUGGCGGAUCACGGCCACGCCCACGAUUGGCGCUAUACGGUGGAGUAUACAGAGAGAUUAUCCCACUGGCCACACUGGCUGAACAAGGCUACGGCCAAGUAUAUUGUGACCAAGACGUUGCCGGGUGUCCAGCCACAGGAAUGGGCCAUAGAAUCGAAUCAUGAGACCUGCUUCUUUGGCGGCUUUUAUUGCUUGCAUUCAUACAGCGAUUUCCGUUUCGUCGCACGCGGCUCUGAUACCUACGCCAAUGAGAAGAUCGAGUAUCAGUGUCCACCACUUUUGGGCAGCGCCUGUCGACGGGAACUCGAGUUCCAGCGACGUGCCGUCAUGCACAAUCUGACGCACAUUUUAAAGAGAACAUAAUUCGUAAAUAACUAUAAAAAUAGUUCAUCAUAUUCCCCGUUUAGUAUAGUUUUAUAUCUGCAUGUAUUUCCGCAAUUAAAUGCUUUACAAUUUCA
Messenger RNA from Drosophila innubila, 805 nucleotides. RefSeq lists its product as uncharacterized. The record is from RefSeq and is a predicted model, not a curated record. The coding region runs from base 138 to 710 and encodes 190 amino acids. NCBI's taxonomy places the organism in Eukaryota, Metazoa, Arthropoda, Insecta, Diptera, Drosophilidae. The transcript has 3 exons.